This is a messenger RNA of Cladophialophora carrionii CBS 160.54, 1173 nucleotides long. RefSeq lists its product as uncharacterized. The record is from RefSeq and is a predicted model, not a curated record. Gene Ontology annotation, molecular function: metallodipeptidase activity. Gene Ontology annotation, biological process: proteolysis. Bases 1 to 1173 code for a protein of 390 amino acids. The transcript is spliced from 4 exons. Lineage: Eukaryota; Fungi; Ascomycota; Eurotiomycetes; Chaetothyriales; Herpotrichiellaceae.
AUGUCUCUGACUCCUUUAAUAGACGGACAUAAUGACAUAGCAGAAAGAGUCCGGUUCCACUUCCAUAACCACAUCUACAGCAGUGAUUUCAGGUCUAAAUUCGAGAGUGGCCGCAUGCCAGAGCACUUUGACUUGUCACGGAUGAUAACAGGCAGGCAGGGCGGAUUCUUCUGGAGUUGCUGGGUCGCUUGUCCAAAGGAUGGUCUCGAUUUUUCGAAUGAGAACUACGCUCCUGUGAUCAUCGAGGCGCUUGCUCAAAUGGAUGUUAUUCAUCGCUUGCAGGCUGCUCAUCCAGAUAUCUUCUCUCCAGCUACUCUCGACAGUACUUCGGCGGUGUCCGCAUUCAGACGGCGUGGAAAAUUGCUGUCCCCAAUCGGACUGGAAGGACUACAUAUGGUAGGCCGAAAUGCAUCCACUCUUCGACUGUUCCACAAGCUAGGAGUCAAGUACGCGACGUUGACGUGGAAUUGUCAUAAUUCGUUUGCGGACGCAGCGCAAGUCACGGUCUUGGAUGAUUCCCUCGCUCCAGAGGCUGCUCGACCCGCCAUGCCCCAUUGGGGCGGAUUGAGCCCCUUGGGCACCCAGCUGAUUCGUGAGAUGAAUCGAUUGGGGAUGAUUAUCGACCUCUCGCACACGCAUCCGGCGACCAUGCACGACGUCCUUGCGGGCAACGCGACCAAGUCAUUUCCUGGUAGUCGGGCACCGGUCGUCUUCUCGCACUCUUCGGCGCAUGCACUUUGUCCUCAUCCGCGUAAUGUCCCUGACCAUAUCCUGCCACUGGUUAAGCAAACGAAUUCCGUCGUGAUGGUGACCUUCGUCCCACAAUUUAUAUCGUGCGUCAAUGCGACUGUGCCCGAUAGGCUUCCGACUUUCUACCCGGCCAAUUCUACCCUUGAAUGGGUAGCGGAGCACAUAAUGUACAUUGGCAAGAAGAUCGGAUUUGAGCAUGUGGGCAUUGGGAGUGAUUUUGAUGGUACCCCGAGCACGCCGCGUGGCCUGGAUGAUGUGAGCAAAUUUCCAGCGCUGGUCAAGGAGCUGUUGCGCCAAGGGUUAAGUGACGGACAAGUAGCGGGCAUUAUUGGGGGUAAUCUGCUCAGGGUAUGGAAGAGGGCGGAAGAGGUCAGCAACGAGAUGCUGCGGGAAGGAGUGCUGCCGAUGGAGGACGAUAUAUGA